Messenger RNA from Brassica oleracea var. oleracea, 1159 nucleotides. RefSeq names its product myb protein. Gene Ontology annotation, cellular component: nucleus. Lineage: Eukaryota; Viridiplantae; Streptophyta; Magnoliopsida; Brassicales; Brassicaceae. The transcript is spliced from 3 exons. Gene Ontology annotation, biological process: regulation of DNA-templated transcription. Gene Ontology annotation, molecular function: DNA-binding transcription factor activity, RNA polymerase II-specific; RNA polymerase II cis-regulatory region sequence-specific DNA binding. Bases 125 to 1099 code for a protein of 324 amino acids. The record is from RefSeq and is a predicted model, not a curated record.
AAAAAAUUAGAGAAUCUCAUUUUCCUCUUCCACCAUAUAAACAGUGGAAAGCCAUUCAAGCGCUCUCCCCUCUCUUAUUCCUGGCUUCUUCCUCUAAUCUCUAGCCUCAGAAAGAAAGAACAAAAUGAAUCCAAAUCUCCUUAAGAACAAUCUUACAGGUAAUUAUACCAUCAAUGACUCUGGAAGAUUCGAAGUAAGAAACAACUUCAGAUCUCCACCACACUCGCACCCCAACUUCUCUCUCGCAAGAAAACAUCCUCACAACAAAUCAGUCUCAGUCUUGGAGUCAGGAGAUGAACAUGAGAAAGAGAGAGGUGGAAAUGGUUUGAAAAGAAGAGGUAAAAAUGGAAUAAAUUCCAAACUAUGCUCAAGAGGACACUGGAGACCAACAGAAGAUGCUAAACUCAAGGAGCUUGUUGCCCAGUUUGGCCCCCAAAACUGGAACGUGAUUGCUCACCACCUUCUUGGUAGAUCAGGCAAGAGUUGUAGAUUGAGAUGGUUUAACCAACUUGAUCCAAGAAUUAUCAAGAGAGCAUUCACCGAGGAAGAAGAGUCUAGGCUUUUAGCUGUUCACCAAGCCUAUGGCAACAAGUGGGCUUUGAUCUCACGUCUCUUCCCGGGUCGGACAGAUAACGCCGUCAAGAACCAUUGGCACGUCAUCAUGUCUCGACGGACUAGAGAGAGUCAACGACAACGUCAAAUGCAGACUCCUCAGGCACCGUCAGGAAACGCUGACAUAGUCUCUUCCUCGUCCAGCUAUAAUCACGGUGAGUUAUUCGGUACGGUCGCGAAUGGUGCUGUCGUCAACGGAGAAGAUGAUGACGGCGAUGAUGAAGAUGCUUCGGCUGUCUCUACUUGUACGACGGAGCUAUCUCUCACUCCACCCUCUUCAACUCACCAGGCUCGCUUCUUGAAUUACGAUAGUACCCUUGUCCCAGGUAAAGAUGGUCAGUGUGUGCAGAGAGCAGAAGUAAAUGGCAAAUAUAGUAAAAAGAUGGACCAUCAAAAUCACCAUACAAUCAGAGUCAGUGAAGAAAGGAAAGUGGAGAUGCAGAGUGGCUUUUACUUCUUUGAUUUUCUUGGAGUUGGAGCUUCUUGAUUAAUUAAUUAUAUGGAGAGUUAUUCCAUGUCCAUAAGAAACUUUCUAGAGUUCCUAGAC